Molecule: messenger RNA, 2151 nt
Organism: Delphinapterus leucas (beluga whale)
Lineage: Eukaryota; Metazoa; Chordata; Mammalia; Artiodactyla; Monodontidae
Source: RefSeq, a predicted model, not a curated record
AUGAAGGAAUGAAUAGUUAUAAUUGCAUGGUUUUCUGAUUACAUCAUCUCCCCCAAACCAUUUCCAAACUCCAAUAGCCAUCUAGAUUAUUAUAUACCAAGAGAAUGCAAUUGCAGCAAUUCUUUUCGAAAACAACGCAUGAUGGCGCUGCAGGCUAAGACGUCAAAAAAAAAAAAAAAAAAAAAGCCCAGUAAAUGCUACGAACUCUACCUCCGAUCUCCAGCGGAAGAGAAAAACCUGUAAGCAAAGCUCAGCAUCAAAAACUCCAGGGAAUGCUGCUCGCCGACAUUUCUGGACAGGUUACCCACUGGGAGAUUCACCAGUGUCUCAGUCCCAUUGCUACCCAAGAUAGAGCUGGCCCCUGUUCCUGGAAAGGCGUUUGUGGGAGUAAAGAUGGAGGCCGGAGGGGAGCGCUUUCCUAAACAAAGGCAAGUCCUGAUUCUCUUUCUCUUGCUGGGAGUGGCUCUUGCAGGCUGGGAAUCCCGUCGCUAUUUCGUGAUGGAGGAAACUGAGAGCGGCUCCUUUGUGGCCAAUCUUGCUAAGGACCUGGGGCUGGGAGUGGAGGAGCUAGCUGCGCGAGAAGCCCGGGUGGUCUCCGAGGACAACGAACCCUGGUUGCAGCUUGAUCUACAGACUGGGGAGUUGAUAUUAAGUGAGAAACUGGACCGGGAGGAGAUGUGCGGACCCACAGAUCCAUGUGUAAUGCAUUUCCAAGUGUUACUGAAAAAACCACUGGGAGUAUUUCGAGGUGAGCUACUGGUGAGAGACAUAAACGAUCAUUCUCCUGAGUUUCCUGAAAGAGAAAUGACGCUGAAAAUCCUAGAGACUAGCCCUCCUGGGACCGUGUUUCCUCUGAAAACAGCCCAGGAUUGGGACGUGGGCAAAAACAACAUCCAAAACUACAAUAUCAGUCACAACUCUUACUUCCAUGUUUCCACCCGCAACUGGGGGGACGGCAGGAAAUACCCAGAGCUGGUGCUGGACAAAGAGCUGGAUCGCGAAGAGCAGGCCGAGCUCAGAUUAACCCUCACAGCGCUGGAUGGCGGCUCUCCGCCCAGGUCUGGCACCGCCCAGGUCCGAAUCUUGGUCUUGGACGUUAAUGACAACGCCCCUGAGUUUGCACAGACGCACUACCAGGUGCAGGUCCCAGAGAACAGUCCUGUAGGCACCCUAGUUGUCAAGGUCUCCGCUAGGGAUUUGGACACUGGAACAAACGGAGAGAUAUCAUAUUCCCUUUUUUAUAGUUCUCAAGAGAUAAGCACAACUUUUGAGCUAAGCAGCAUUUCAGGAGAAGUUCGACUACUUAAAAAACUAGAUUUUGAGACAAUAUCCUCAUAUGAGCUGUAUAUAGAUGCGUCUGAUGGUGGGGGACUUUCUGGAAAAUGCUCUGUCUCCAUUGAGGUGAUGGAUGUUAAUGAUAACUCCCCAGAACUAACUAUUUCAUCACUUACCAGCCCCAUUCCUGAAAAUUCCCCCGAGACAGAAGUGGCCCUGUUUAGGAUUCGAGACCGAGACUCAGGGGACAACGGAAGGAUGACUUGCUCCAUCCAGGAUGAUCUCCCCUUCCUCCUGAAACCAUCUGCGGAGAAUUUCUACACCCUAGUAACAAAUGGGGCGCUGGACAGAGAGAGUAAAGCCCAAUAUAAUAUCACUAUCACCGUCACAGAUAUGGGGACACCGAGACUGAAAACCGAGCACAACAUAACCGUGCUGGUGUCCGACGUCAACGACAACUCCCCCGCCUUCACCCAGACCUCCUACACCCUGUCCGUCCGCGAGAACAACAGCCCCGCCCUGCACAUCGGCAGCGUCCGCGCCACAGACAGAGACGAGGGCGCCAACGCCCAGGUCACCUACUCGCUGCUGCCGCCCCUCGACGCGCACGUGCCCCUGGCCUCCCUGGUGUCCAUCAACCCGGACAACGGCCACCUGUUCGCGGCCUCGGUGGGUCGCUGCUCGGUGCCCGAGGGCCCCUUUCCGGGCCACCUGGUGGAUGUCAGCGGCACGGGGACCCUGUCCCAGAGCUACCAGUAUAGUGUCUGGGGGAGGUACUGGGCCAGCGAGUUCAAGUUCCUGAAGCCGAUUAUCACCAAUCUCACAUCCCAGAGCAUAGGCAGGAAAAGUGGAAGAAUAUCCCUCAUAUCAGAAUGA